AUGUCGCGGGAUCCUCGAGCCCUGCUGAUGGUGAUACCAUUACUAUUUGGUUGUCUCGUGUUGGCUGCAGGUAAUUCUAAAAACACAGGUUUUCUGUACUUUGUGCUAGGUCGGACUAUUCCGGAUGCCACAUUGGUAAGGGGAAUUGAAGGAAAUCCAACGGCUCUAGCGUGCGACAUGCUGGGAUCUGUCGCUGACUUUGGGUGGCGAAAAAUCAGAGGGCGACCGACAAGCGAGGAGAACUUAAAGACACUCACCGAAACUUGGUGCUACAACAAGACGUAUUCAAGAACGAGUCUAUAUUUCCCAAACUUCUUAAAGAGAGAUGAAGGAACUUACGAAUGCUGGGCAAAUGAUGACGAAAACUUGACAACAAGCAGUGGCAUUAUACUUUCUGUUGAUAGGAAUGUGAACUAUGUACAGUUGCCUCUCGUUGCUUUGAAUCAGAAUGAGAUUUGUGUGAAAUGGAAGAUUUCAUGUUUUCUUUGUGAGGAUUUGGUUACGUCGCUUCGCAUUGAAUCCCAGGAAAACGAAUCACGCGAAUGGCGUGACGUGUAUCAGACGUCAGUUAAGUUCCUCAGUGGUGUCUAUAUUGCGGAGAGAUUGAAUGAAGACACAGACUACUGGUUCAAAUUUAUUUGGGGAUUGAAAUAUUCAGGAAAUGUUGUUACUUUUUCCGGACCAACAAAGACGCUGAAGAGAAAACCUCUAUACCUUCCAAUCGUUUCGGUUAGAGAAACGUCUGUUGAUUCAAUAACGAUUGAAUGGCCGGAGCCACCUCUGGAGAUAGAAAAUUGCUUUGAGCGGUACAAGGUUAUUAUGUACGAGUCAAACAGCAGGGAAGGAUUGAGGUUGAUGAAAUCAGAAGUCAUCGGAAACACUUAUAGAAAAUUUGAGAAUCUGAGAACUUCAGCCGCUUAUACGUUUGAAUUAAGAUUAUGCACCGAGGUUUGGUGUCAACCUGGCGAAACUUUCUGGUUGAAAGAUAUCGUCCCGAAAGACAGAGAUCCGAAAUUCACCCCGAAUGUUUCGGUAGUCGAAACGGGAGUUGCUUCAGCAACGAUUGCGUGGAACGCACCACCAGCGAACUUCGAAGACCGCAUUUAUUACUACAAAUUAGCGUUGGACAACGGAGACUUCCAGAAAGAACUGUACGUGAACAAAACUGAGAAUUCUCAUACAUUCAAAAAUCUACCGCCGAACACGACUCAUCGAUUCAAAGUAGCGGCCUGCAGCGAUUACAAAACGCAAUGCGGUAAUUGGAGCGAAGAACGAAAAGCUUUUAUACACGUCACAGAUUCCACAAGUGUGAUAGAAGAUGAAAUAUGGCUGAUCACGGGAGCAAUAGCUGUUCACCUUGUCUUCGUCGUUGUAACGAUGCUGGUUCGGAACUAUCGCAGAAAGGCACUGAAGCGAAAAAUCAUAAAAGCACGACUGGAGAACUUCAAUUUCAGGGCCCGGAUUUCUCUAGAUCCAGAAUUGGCUGUGAGCGAUCAGGCCGAGUUACUGCCGUAUAACAAGAAAUGGGAAUUUCCACGGGAUCUCCUCAAACUCGACGAAGUACUAGGAAGUGGUGCAUUCGGCGUAGUGAGGAUGGGACAUGCAAAAACGAUUUCAUCACGCGAAACAGUCACGACAGUUGCCGUCAAGACGGUCCGACCGACGGCCAACCUGAAGUGCAUGAAGGCCCUUUAUCGCGAACUCAAGAUUCUCGUUUACCUGGGUCAACAUCUGAACAUCGUCAACCUCCUCGGCGCGUGUACCAAAAAUAUUGAUUUGGGAGAACUGUUAGUCAUCGUCGAAUACUGCCGAUACGGGAAUUUGCACGACUACUUGAUACGACGCAGAGUCAACUUUGUCAAUCAAUUGAAUAGUUCCGGGGAAAAAAUCAGCGUUUCGGCUGCCUGUGAAGACGCGAUGAAUAUCGAUGACGUUGGUAUAAACACGGAUAGAGAUUGCGACGGUAAUUCAACAAUAGUCAACUGCCCGAGUGACAUUACUUCCACGACUACAAAUGCGAGAGUAGAAGACUGUUCCACUAGUGGUAGUCUAUUGCGACUCACCGCGCCAUUGAAGUAUCCAGGUGAUCAGACAGAUUUCAACUCAAGACCGACAUGCACGUCCGACUUGGUGUGUUGGGCUUGGCAGGUCUCGUGUGGCAUGCAGUAUAUCAGCGAGAAAAAAAUAAUACACGGUGACUUGGCAACGAGAAAUAUACUUCUAACCGAUGACAACGUGGUGAAGAUCUGUGACUUUGGUUUGUCCAAGUCUCUCAGGGAAGAAGAGAAUCAGACGAGCACGGAAAACGGUCCUCUUCCUGUCAAGUGGAUGGCCAUCGAGUCGCUGAGAGAUCGAGUAUUUUCUACCAAAUCGGACGUCUGGUCUUUCGGGGUGGUUUUGUGGGAACUGUUCUCCUUAGCGAGAACUCCUUACCCCCUGAUAAGACCCGAGGAAAUGUGCCAAAAACUGGCCGAAGGUUAUCGUAUGGAGAAACCGCAAUACGCGUCCAGAAGCAUUUACCAAAUGAUGCUUCGCUGCUGGAAAGUGGAGCCAGCGGAACGACCGUCGUUCGAGAGGCUGAAGAUCGACAUUUCCGCGUUAAUUGAAGAGCAUGUAAAAACGUUUUACCUAGAUUUGGGCAAUCCGUACACCAGGAUUUACGGAGAUAUCUGGAAUCGCGAAAGAGAGACUCCGGCAGGUGCGGAAGAAUCGGGCGCCCUCCGAGAAGAUUCGUAAUGAAAUAAAUCCGAUCAACGUAUUUAAUG
This is a messenger RNA of Diprion similis, 2765 nucleotides long. Its product is annotated as macrophage colony-stimulating factor 1 receptor 2-like. Gene Ontology annotation, cellular component: signaling receptor complex. Bases 1 to 2736 code for a protein of 911 amino acids. The record is from RefSeq and is a predicted model, not a curated record. Gene Ontology annotation, biological process: protein phosphorylation; positive regulation of kinase activity; multicellular organism development. Gene Ontology annotation, molecular function: transmembrane receptor protein tyrosine kinase activity; ATP binding; protein binding. The transcript has 12 exons. Lineage: Eukaryota; Metazoa; Arthropoda; Insecta; Hymenoptera; Diprionidae.